Exserohilum turcica Et28A is the source of this 1272-nucleotide messenger RNA. RefSeq lists its product as uncharacterized. Gene Ontology annotation, molecular function: signaling receptor binding. The transcript has 3 exons. Lineage: Eukaryota; Fungi; Ascomycota; Dothideomycetes; Pleosporales; Pleosporaceae. The record is from RefSeq and is a predicted model, not a curated record. Gene Ontology annotation, biological process: protein import into peroxisome matrix, docking. The coding region runs from base 44 to 1132 and encodes 362 amino acids. Gene Ontology annotation, cellular component: peroxisomal membrane; peroxisomal importomer complex.
GCCGCCUGCGCAUGCUCCCGCCGCUGCGCAACGUGUAGCCAACAUGGUGCGCGAGGAUCUCGUAACGUCGGCCGUGUCCUUCCUCCAGGACCCGUCUGUUGCCAGCGCGCCCCUGGAGAAGCGCAUAGCCUUCCUCCAGUCCAAGAACCUCACCCAGGAGGAGAUUGAUGUCUCGCUCGCGCGGGCGGCCGAAGACGCCAGCCAGCCCCCGACUCCGCCGCCCCAGACAGCAGCGGUGGCCACCAACGCAUACCGGCCGCCGCCAGCUGCCCCAUAUGCCAACUACCCGCCCCAGGGCUACUGGCAACCGCCGCCGCCGCCAGAACCCCCGAAACGCGACUGGCGCGACUACUUCAUCAUGGCCACCGUCAUGGGCGGCGUGGGCUACGGGCUCUACUUUACCGCAAAGCGAUACGUCCUGCCCCUGAUACAACCGCCCACGCAGCCCCAGCUCGAGCAGGACAAGGCUGCCGUCGACGAGGAGUUCAAGCGCGCGUUUGACCUUCUCGAGCAACUCAACACCGACACGGCCGCGCUCAAGGCCUCGGAGGAGGCACGGACAGCAAGACUCGACGAUGCGCUGGGCGAGGUGGAGAGCGUCUUGGCGAGCCUCAAGGAGUCGUCCAAAAGACAGGGCGACGACAACAGGCGAAUCGAGGACGACGUGCGCGGCCUGCGGGCUUUGAUCCCCAAGGCACUCGAGUCGCACAAGGAUGCCACGGACAACCGACUCAAGGAGCUCUCCACCGAGCUGAAGAGCCUGAAGACGUUGAUGGCAAACAGAAUGGGUUCCGGUCCUGCCACACCUCGCCCCCAGACAACCGCGGCCUACUAUGGAGUUGGCCAACAGAGUGCACCGCAGACGCCCAUCGCCAACGGCACAUCUGCUGUUUCGACGCCCACGCCGCAGCCGCCAUCCACACCGGCGCCGGCUGAGCAGACCAAUGGAACUGCUGCUGCCGACAGCCAAGCAAACAGCACCGUCACACCUGCGGGAUCCUACAGCAGCAGGAUGCCCACUGGACGAGCUGCGAUCCCAGCAUGGCAAAUGGCUGCUGCAAAGAAGAACGAGAAGUCCAAGAAGGACACGAGUGAGAGUGGCACAGCAGUCGAGGCCAGUGCCAGCUCGUAGAAUGCGCGUAGCGGCUUGAUUAGAUAACGGUUUGCAUCUUGGCGUUGUAUAAUGUACAAGUAUUACCUAAGCAGCGAUCAUGUUGAAUGGGAUUCUGAUUCACGUAAUACUUUAUGUCGGAUAUUUCAAUCUUAUUACCC